Molecule: messenger RNA, 984 nt
Organism: Seminavis robusta
Lineage: Eukaryota; Bacillariophyta; Bacillariophyceae; Naviculales; Naviculaceae
Source: the annotation of a GenBank genome assembly
AUGCCCAGUAACCGACAACUCCUUGCCGUCUUCCUGGCCCUCCUUGGAACUGAUUCCUGCAAUGGUUUCAGCAGUACUCUUUUUCAGCCACAACUCUCGCAACAGGUAACAGCACCGACGAUUCAACCUGGAGUGGAUAUUGAGCUCCCUGAUUUUGACGAAUUGUUUGUGAGAGUUCGAGGGACAUCUCCGCUGGCGAGAGUCGCCAUGCAAGGGGGGCAGCUCAAUGGUCAGCGAGGUUUGUCGGCAUUGGAGACAACUGUUGUCGACGAUGACCUGCCAUGGAAGACUGUGGAGAGCAACAAGAAUAGACUGGUUCAUCAGAUCCAAAAGAUUGAUAACUUUCAAGGUCUCAACGCUCCUCUGCUUCGCUUCCGCUGCAGAAUGAAGGGUCCUUGUUUGGCCCAUGUCUUUGCCAGCUUUCUCACCACCAAGGAAUAUCGAUCCAUGUGGGAUGAAAGUUUGGCCAAUGUCUAUGAGAAGUACCCUAUCGAAGACUUGGAUUGUGUCAACAUGGCAAUGGAAUUUGGCAAGUACGGGCAAUGUUCCAAGGUGGGCGUUGGGUACUGCACCACCAAGCCUAGCUUCGGUGUUGAUUCUAGGGAACAAUUGACCAUGUGUGGCAUCCAGGACUUCCACGAUGGAUCUAGCAUCAUUUGGGGAACCGAAAUGGAAGAUCACCACAAUCAUCUACUUCCCGAAGACGAAGCUCGUCGAACCAGAGCCAAGUCGCAUUUGUUUGCUACCACUAUGAUUCCGACUGGUCAUGAUACCUUUGAUGUCGAGUACGUUAUUCAAUUGGAAAUCGGGGGAAAGAUUCCCAAUUGGUUGACAACACCAAUCGUUAUCGAGAACGUCAAGAACAUGUUUCGUGUGGUGGAUGGGUACUUCAAAGAGGGCGAGGGAGGAGCUCUUGACGAGUACUUGAAGGACAGCUACCUAGAAGCAUUGGGUGACAAGUACUCUCUCCUUCUAACACCUUAG